Molecule: messenger RNA, 1611 nt
Organism: Lolium perenne
Lineage: Eukaryota; Viridiplantae; Streptophyta; Magnoliopsida; Poales; Poaceae
Source: RefSeq, a predicted model, not a curated record
AUGGUCCAGAAGCUGACCGAGAAGAGCGCGACUCUGGUGAUGGAGAAGACCGCGGCUCCGGUGGCGGUCGGCUUUGUCUUACCUGCGUUUGGAGCUGAAGGUGAGCCGGCAACAUGGCAUGGCAAUGAGAUUCCAGCUGGCUAUGCUCGUGUCGGGGUGGAUUCAGUUGUACCGUCGUGGGAGACAUUGCAGCUCGUAAUCCCUGGAGGUGAUGGUCAGGUUACACUCGGAGACGUACUAGGAGAAAUCAUUCUUUGGGAAAAGAAAAACAUCAAGCUUCCAGGUUGGGUAGCCCCUAGUACUAGUCGUCCCAGGUCACCAUCACCUCCUCCAAGUGAUCGCAGGACACCAUCACCUCUUCCGACUGAUCACAUGUCGCCACCAUCACCCUAUGGGUACGACCAUGACAUCCGUAGUCCAUCUCCAUCUCCAGCGCCGCCGCCUGCGCCCACUAAGACUCGGAAUGCACCCAGCCGGAAGCGUUUCAAGAGUCCUGUCCGCAAGCGGUCGCCCCUCCCAACAGUACCAAAGGUUCCUCCCCCCCGUCCUUACGAUCGUACUAAAGAGGAAAAUGAGGCCAUUGUAAAGAAACACGUGCAUGAACAGCUUCAUAAGGAAAAACCUCCAGCGCCAGCGCCAUACACCGAGAAGCAAAAAGGAUAUGCUCUUGAUUUUCUGAACACACCAUCGCAAUAUGACUUACACGAGAAGAAGGAUGACUACACACGCACACUUGCGAGGGUAAUUGAGGACAAGGGCACUGCUAAGAAGAAGGAUAGUGCUAGCACGAGCAAAUCAUCAGCUAGAAGUGUAGCCGGGAAGAAAUCAAGUUCAACAAGUGCACCCCUCAAGGCCAAGCAAGCAGCGACAACGGGCAGAAAAAGAAAGGAAAUUCCCCAGCUCGGAGAACAGGCCAAACAAUCGAUCCCACCACUCAAAGUGUCAGAUGUUCCCUCGGUGUACCAGGAACAUGGUGAUUUCGAUCUGGAAGCAGCUGCGGCGCUAGCGGCUCAAGUUGGCUGUACCGUGGAGGAAUUGCUGAGUGCCCAUGAUGCAGUACUACCCAUUGCUGAUAUAGCUCCUAAAUUUGUCUAUGGGGCCGACUUGGUCAGCAAAGAGCGGCUGCAUAAACUGCCAACGCAUAUGCGGAAUUUGCAUCAGUGGUACCUUGAUGCGUGCAAGGAGAACACAAGUUACAUCGUGGCGGAUAUCGCAGAAGAUUAUUACUUCCGAAAGGAGGAGAUCCAUAUUGAGAUGAAUGAACUCUGGCAGUUAUUCAAUUUAGAUGCCCUCGACAAAUCUCUCAUGAGUUGCUACUGCUUACUGAAGAUCAUUGAAUGCAGAAGUAAUAAGAUGUUCAAUGUUGGGUUUGUUGACCCAGAUAAAGUACAUCAUGACACGGUAAAGAAUAAUGUCGAAGAAACGGGGGGAAACCUACUAAGGUUUAUAGGGGAGCAAAGCUUCUGUGAUUCAAUACUGUUUCCUUACAACUACAGUUUCCACUGGAUUCUGCUAAAUAUUCAAGUUGAUAAGGGAAUAGUUGAAGUAAGGGACCCAUUGAGUAGAGGCCUGGACGGGUUCCGCGACUUCCAGAACAUUCUCCAGAGGUAA